AUGGUGAACGAUCUGUACCCUUCCACUUUCCCCAUCGAUGUGCGCCACUUUCUGGCCGACUGGAUUGAGCAGCAGAUCUGGGAGGACUUUGAGCCUGGUAAAACUGAGCUGGAGUCCAGGGCCAAAUAUCAGUUGGACCAAGUUAUAAAUUUGCUUCAAAUGAUCUCGGAGCAGAACAGCAGCAUCGUGGACAAGAUGAAGCUGCGACAGAUCAGCAAAACUCUGGGGGUAUAUUUCCAACCUCGGCCUCUGGACUUUGGAGUGUUGGUCAGAGACAUCCUCAGGAAGGAACAGUAUCUGCUAAGCAAUUGCCCUCAGAUCUCGUGCUCUCAGUAUGCACCAAAGCCCACAGCUCCAGAGAUCACCAUGGACCAACUGGUCAACAAAGUGCUCGAGAUCCAAGACAUCCGACAGAAGAUCCACGUGCUGAAAGAAGAACUCAAUCUGGACCAGGAGAGGUUUGAAGCCAUGGGGUCACAAGGCUCAGUGAUGCAGAAUGGUCGAGAUCUGUCCAGUGAAGAUCCUCAGAAAAAUCUGCGUAUUUGCAUAGAGCAGAAAAAGUACAAUCUGGAAUCUAUGGCUCUGACCAGAGUCCAUCUACUGCAGGAGUGCGUGCAGCGACUGGAGCAGUAUCAGCACGACCACAUCUUCAAACUCGAGCGAUGGUGCUACGAGCAGCACAAGUCUGCCAUUGGACACCCAUUUGAUGACAACCUACUCCCCCUGCAGAACGGGUUUGAGCAGUUUCUGGAGAUGAAUGCAAAGCUGCGUCAGGAGGUAUUUUUAGUUGGAGAUCCGGCCACUGUAGGUCUUACAGAGAAACUCACCUCCCUUCUCACUGACCUAGUUCAAAGCUCUCUUGUUAUUGAAAAGCAGCCUCCACAGGUAAUCAAAACACAGUCUAAAUUCUCUGCAUCUGUGCGGUACCUGUUUGGAGAUAAGAUCGCGCCAGGAAAAGCCGCCAUGUUGAAGGUGCAGAUCAUCAAUGAACAGCAGGCACGAGGGCUGAGGCAGGGAGGACUACCGAGUGAUAAUGUUGGGGAACUGAUGAACAAUACAGCUAUCCUUGAGCACAAUACCACCACAAAAUCAACUUCUGCUGCCUUCAGAAACAUGUCCAUCAGAAAGAUCAAGCGGGCAGAGAGGAAAGGCUCUGAGUGUGUGACAGAGGAGAAGUUCGCACUGCUGUUUUCUGGAGAGAUCCACAUAACCGGAUGGGACUACCCCUACAGUAUACAUGCGAUCUCCGUGCCAAUAGUGGUUAUUGUUCAUGGAAGUCAAGACAUCAAUGCUAUGGCCACAGUUCUCUGGGAUUGUGCUUUUGCAGAACCGAACAGAGAGCCGUUCGUGGUUCCGGAGCGGGUGCCAUGGAGACAGAUGUGCAACAUGUUGAAUGUGAAGUUCACGUCGGAAGUGAACACUCGGCACUCUCUGAACGAAUACAACCUGCUGUUUCUGGCCCAGAAGAUCUUUGACAAGCACGACAUAUGUGACUUCAGCAACAUGUUUGUGUCAUGGUCCCAGUUCAACAAGGAGACACUUCCAGGACGAUCCUUCACUUUCUGGCAGUGGUUUGAGGGAGUGAUGGAGCUCACCAAAAAGCACAUUCAAUCUUACUGGAGUGACAAGUUGAUUUUUGGUUUUAUUGGAAAGCAGCACUUGCAUGUCAUUCUCAAAGACAGCCCUGGCGGGACGUUCCUCCUGCGCUUCAGUGACUCAGAGAUUGGAGCUAUUACUAUUGCCUAUGUGGAAAUGUCAGAAAAUGGAGCUAGGGUACAAAAUAUAAUGCCUUUCAACAAAAAAGCACUGGAGAUCAGUGGCCUCGGCAACCGCAUCAUUGACUUGAAAUAUUUAACAUAUCUGUAUCCCAACAUCCUAAAGACCGUGUUUAAUAAGUACUACAAUGGACCUGAGAAGGCUGCUAAUCCAGGUUACAUCCAAGUCCAGUUAGUCACUGUGCCCCAGCCCUCAGACAUGAAUGGCUCCUCCAAUCAAAACAUGAUGAGACCCAGCCCCACACUUAGUAGCCCUGAGCCUUACUCUUUGGACCCUAACCCGGUCCAAAUUCUCCCGUAUCCAGUCACGGAUCCCCUCUACACGGAAGCGAUUGAUGAGUUUCUAAAUGAAAUAAAAAUGGAUGAUUCAACUCAGCAUUAA
Molecule: messenger RNA, 2157 nt
Organism: Knipowitschia caucasica
Lineage: Eukaryota; Metazoa; Chordata; Actinopteri; Gobiiformes; Gobiidae
Source: the annotation of a GenBank genome assembly